AUGGAUCUCCCAAUAGAUCCCCGAAUCGUCGCAUUUGCUGGUCCACCACCUUUGAAUAUUGAUCUAGAUGCCAAUACUGUUACCUCCGACAGGGCAGCAAUUAUCGUGGUUUUAAUUCUAGCUUUGGUAGCCAUUUUGCUUCGAUUCACUGCACGAGCAGUUCAACGCACAAGGGUACAUUUGGAUGACUGGAUCAUCGUUCUGGGCUUGAUACUCGUGGGUGGUUUCUACGGAGCGGGCAAACACAUAUGGGCCGUCGAGAUGGGUGACUUGCAACAGAUAUACAAGAUAUUGUUCGCGUACACGUUUCUUUACUCGGCAUCCUGUGCCGUCAUUAAAAUUUCCAUUCUCCUUUUCUAUCGCCGUAUCUUUCCCUCUACCGAACUAUUCUUCCGAGUCACGAUGAUCUUUGGUUACUUCCUUUCCUUCUCCUAUCCUGUGGUGAUCUGGGUGACGAUGGGAAACGCGUGCAGGCCUUUUGAACACUUCUGGACACAAUUUGCGGGGACGCAAGGAAGCUGCAUCGACAUCAACACGUUCUUCCUUGCUCUUGGGAUAGUCAACAUGGUCAACGACUUCUAUAUCUUGCUUAUACCAAUUCCUCAAAUCUUCCAGCUACAGAUGUCCUUGAGGAAAAGACUUGGAAUCACUGGUAUCAUGUUGCUCGGUGGCUUUGUUUGUGCAGCAAGUGCAGUACGAAUCCACUUCCUAACAGAACUCACAAAAACAACAAACGUCACACGCGCCAUGGGUCCCAUCUUCAUCUGGUCAGACCUCGAGCCCUGCAUCGCCAUUGUAUCAGCAUGUCUCCCGCACCUGGCACCUUUGCGCCACAUCCUCCGUCAAAAGCUGUCUUCAGUCUUUGGCGCUGAGGGAACUAGAAGCGGAACUGAGACAGUAACUGGUGGUAAAGUGUGGAAGGAUGGCGAAUCAAAUUCCAAUGUGCCCCUUUUUACAUAUGGCGGGUCAAAGUAUUUCGGUGGUGGUGAGAGGUUGAGGCUCGGGGAUCACGAUGACGAGGUUGAGUUGACGAAUCGUGUGACGGCAGGUCCUGGCAAGACAGAUAUACGAUGCGGUAGCUCCGACACGGCGUAA
Fusarium poae is the source of this 1095-nucleotide messenger RNA. RefSeq lists its product as uncharacterized. Lineage: Eukaryota; Fungi; Ascomycota; Sordariomycetes; Hypocreales; Nectriaceae. The transcript is spliced from 4 exons. The record is from RefSeq and is a predicted model, not a curated record. The coding region runs from base 1 to 1095 and encodes 364 amino acids.